Molecule: messenger RNA, 453 nt
Organism: Dicrocoelium dendriticum
Lineage: Eukaryota; Metazoa; Platyhelminthes; Trematoda; Plagiorchiida; Dicrocoeliidae
Source: the annotation of a GenBank genome assembly
AUGCAGCGCUCAGCCCCCAGUGUGCUAAUACUGACAGCACCCUAUCCCACCAUGCCACCCGGCCCACUCACCGCUCUUCAUUCCCCAUGCCCCUCUCGCCCCGCCCACCCUUCCCUCCGCCCCCCCCCCCCACCCCAACCCAUCAACCAGCUCCCCUACCCAGUCCGGUCCCUUGCCCAACAGUUCUCACCUAACACACCCCGGGGCCAAAUACGUGCCACACCUUACCAUCCUUCCACCCCCGCACCUGCAGCCUAUAACACCGGUGAUACGCUGCUGCCCCCCUACCCCGCCCCGUCCACUAACUCGGCCCCGCCUCCCUAUCCGCUCCUGAUGACACACACCCCGCGCACGUCGCCGUUCGGUGCAUGCCCCAUCUCCGUCCCUUCACCCCCCUCGUAUCCCCAUUUCGUUACCCCCCCCGCAAUCCCUCCCACCCCACUAUCCAUCUAA